This is a messenger RNA of [Candida] anglica, 1256 nucleotides long. NCBI's taxonomy places the organism in Eukaryota, Fungi, Ascomycota, Pichiomycetes, Serinales, Debaryomycetaceae. The record is from the annotation of a GenBank genome assembly.
AGUUCCUUUAAAACGACAAAGUUUUAGUUAUAAAGUUGUGGGUUUGAUCUCAGUAUAAAUAGAAUCAAGAAAUGCAAAUCAUAUUCAAAGACUUUAAGAAGCAGAAGAUUCCAGUGGAUGUUGACCCCACUGAUACCGUGCUUGCCACUAAGGAAAAGGUUGCCGCUGAAAAGCAAUGUGACGCCAGUCAAUUGAAAUUCGUUUACUCAGGGAAGGUUUUACAAGAUGAAAAGACUUUAGAAUCAUUCAAGAUUAAGGAGGGUGAUUCAGUUAUAUUUAUGGUUAGUAAGGCCAAGAAGACCGCCACUCCUGAAGUCCAACCAGAGACUUCUUCCACUGCUGCUGCUGCUGCUACUGCUGCUACCACAAGUUCUGAAAGUGCCCCUGCAUCAACCGAAGGUGGUUCCGAAGGAAAUGCUACUACUUCCAGUACCACCACUCAAGAAACUUCCAGUGGUGAGCCAACUGAAUCUACCUUUGCACAAGGCUCAGAAAGAGAAGCUAGCAUUCAAAAUAUCAUGGAAAUGGGAUACGAAAGACCACAAGUCGAAGCUGCAUUACGUGCUGCCUUCAACAAUCCACAUCGUGCUGUUGAAUACUUAUUAACUGGAAUCCCAGAACAGCUUCAAAGACCAGCUGCUCCUCCAGCCACUUCUUCAGGUACUGGACCAGAUGCUGAGUCUACAAACCCACAUAAUGACGACGAUGAAGAUGAGACCAUGGAGGGAGAAAACUUGUUCGAAGCAGCAGCUGCCGCAGCAGCUGCUGGCGGAGAAGAUGUUGAAGGCGCUGGCCAUGAGGGUGGAAUUGGAGCCGGUAUGACCGACGAUGCUCAAAUGGAAUUAUUAAGAGCCGCUCUUCAAAACAACCCAGAUCUUAUUCAACCAUUGUUGGAACAAUUAGCUGCGUCAAACCCACAAAUUGCAGCAUUGAUUCAACAAGAUCCAGAAAGAUUCAUCAGAAGUCUCUUGAGAACUGGUGGAGAUGAAGGUGGAUUUGAAAUCGAUUACGAUGGUGAAGGUGAAGGUGGAGAAGAUGAAGGAGAUGAAUCGGGUACCGUUCGUAUUGAAUUAACACAACAAGAUGAAAGUGCUAUCAAUCGUUUAUGCGAACUUGGAUUCGACAGAAACUUGGUAAUUCAAGUUUAUAUGGCAUGUGACAAAAACGAAGAAGUUGCUGCUGAUAUUUUGUUUAGAGAUAUGUAAAGUAGGAGGGUUAUUAAACCUCAUUAAAUGAAAGAGUUAAAAGUAAUAAAA